Messenger RNA from Hylaeus anthracinus, 656 nucleotides. RefSeq lists its product as uncharacterized. The record is from RefSeq and is a predicted model, not a curated record. The transcript is spliced from 2 exons. The coding region runs from base 124 to 582 and encodes 152 amino acids. NCBI's taxonomy places the organism in Eukaryota, Metazoa, Arthropoda, Insecta, Hymenoptera, Colletidae.
AUAAAAUGCCGACACAAGAAUCGGACCCAACCAGUCUUAAUCGGUACACGAAGGCUCUUUUUUCCCUUCUUACUUCGAUAGGCUCGGAUUUGCUCUCCUCCCUAUCCGCAUCGUCCUGAGACCAUGAAGCUCGUUCCGAUCUUGUUGCUCGUUGUCGCGGUUGUCUUCGCCGCCGAAGAGAAGGAUGAAGAACGUCCCAAGACGUUCAGAAGGCUCAUCCCUGCCGACGUUCUUCGCGAUUUCCCUGGCAUGUGCUUCGCAUCGACGAAAUGCGCAACCAUCGAGCCAGGAAAAACUUGGGAUCUGUCGCCGUUCUGCGGACGUUCCACUUGCGUGCCGGACGAUGAGGGUACUGGCCGCUUGUUCGAGCUGGUGGAAGACUGCGGGCCCCUGCCGAUAGCCAACCCGAAAUGCAAGCUCUCAGAGAAGACCAACAAGACCGCUCCAUUCCCAGACUGUUGUCCGCAAUUCGAAUGCGAAGAGGGGGCGAAGCUCGAGUACCCAGAGAUCCCAACUUUACCGCCACCAACAAAGAUCGUUGAAGCUGACAACUCCCCGAAGGCUGCUCCACCGAAAGCUUAACUCUAAACACAGGAUGCGUGGCCUCUACAAACAUAAUCGAACCUUUGUUGAAUAGUCAACCAAACAGCAAAAAC